AGUGGCUCCUCCUGGGUCCAGCAGGGGGCGCUGUGACUUUUUCACAGCUGCAGUUUGAGCAGCAGCAGAGGAAGUGAAGCAGCAGCGUAAACAUGGCUGACAGUGGAGUGACAGAGGGACCUGACAAGAAAGAGGAAAUUGAUCGUGCAAAGAGCGAAGGCAAAGAGCUGACCAAAGAGGAGAAGCAGCGGCUGAGGAAAGAGAAGAAACAGCAGAAGAAGAACAAAGAGAAAAAAGAUGACAAGGCUUCACAGGAAAGUGAGAAAGAAAAGAAGCCGCUCAGUUCCCCUCCUCCAGCAUCCCAGCCUCCACCACAGUCCACCACACAGAAAGCUCCUUCAGCAGUGCCUGCUCCUGCACCGGUUUCCGUGCCUGCCUCAGAGGCCCCUGUGCCGGCAGAUAAGCCGGCUAAGAGUAAAGCGGAGCUGAAAGCUGAGAGGAGAGCUCGGCAAGAGGCUGAGAGGGCGUCCAAACAGGGCAAGAAGGGAGAGACGGGGCAACAGGCUGCCACGAGCAAACAGAAAGCACCACCUAAUGAGCUGCAGCCAGUGGUGAAGAGGCUCCCAGAACACAUUCAAGUGGACAACCCUGACGUUUUAAAGAAGCUGGCCAAGAAGCUGGAAAGGCAACAGACACCAGGGCAAGUUGCUGAUAAACAGAUCCCUCUCCGCAUGGACUACGGCUACAAAGUCAGCCUGUUUUCUCAUCUCCACCAAUACAGUCGCAAAGCGCCUCUAACGCAGCAAGUCAGCAUUCCUUCCACAGUGAUUCAUCCUGCUGUUGUUCGACUGGGUCUCCAGUAUUCGCAGGGCAUCGUGACAGGAUCUAACGCUCGCUCUGUUGCCCUGCUUCACGCCUUCAAACAGGUAAUAAGGGACUAUACGACACCUCCAAAUGAGGAGCUAUCAAGAGACUUGGUGAACAAGCUGAAACCUUAUAUCAGUUUCUUGAAUCAAUGUCGCCCUCUGUCAGCCAGUAUGGGAAAUGCAAUUAAAUACAUUAAGAAAGAGAUCUCCAAUAUUCCUAGUCAAUGCAAAGAAGAAGAGGCAAAGAGCAAACUGCUGAACUGUAUCGAGUGCUACAUUAAUGAGAAGAUCAUUCUUGCUGCUAAAGCUAUUGCCAAGUCUGCCAUAGAGAAGAUCAGCGAUGGAGACGUCAUCCUAAUCUACGGAUGCUCGUCACUAGUCAACCACAUCCUGUGCGAGGCCUUCGAGAAAAGCAGGAAGUUCCGCGUUAUCGUGGUGGACAGCAGGCCUCGGCUGGAGGGCAGGGAGGCUCUGAGGCGCCUGGUGCAGAAAGGCAUCAGCUGCACUUACGUUCUUAUCUCGGCCGUUUCCUACGUCCUUCCAGAGGUAUCGAAGGUGUUCCUUGGUGCUCACGCCCUGCUGGCCAACGGUUACGUCAUGUCUCGAGUGGGGACAUCACAGAUAGCUCUGGUGGCCAAAGCCUUUAAUGUGCCUGUUCUGGUGUGUUGUGAGACCUACAAGUUCUGCGAAAGGGUGCAGACGGACUCCUUCGUAUCCAAUGAACUUGAUGACCCAGACGACCUUAUCGUGACGCGUAAAGGUAAGACCCACCUGAAGGACUGGCAGGAAGUGCCCUCUCUCGGCCUGCUCAACCUGGUCUAUGACGUGACACCGCCUGAUUUCGUGGAUCUAGUCAUCACAGAUCUGGGUCUGGGAAUGAUCCCGUGCACUUCGGUCCCCGUGGUGCUGCGAGUCAAAAACGUGGACCAGUGAGCAGCCGUCAUCUCACAUCAGCCUGAGCCAAGAGGCUGGAUCUCUGAGUUUGUGUGCAUGAGUGCGAGCACACAACACAAAAUAUCGUGCUUUUAGCAUGCAAUAAAUAUAUCUCUGAAAUGGCAUAUGCUUUUUAAA
Messenger RNA from Amphiprion ocellaris (clown anemonefish), 1877 nucleotides. It is a transcript of the gene eif2b4, whose product is annotated as eukaryotic translation initiation factor 2B, subunit 4 delta. The coding region runs from base 93 to 1739 and encodes 548 amino acids. The transcript is spliced from 14 exons. NCBI's taxonomy places the organism in Eukaryota, Metazoa, Chordata, Actinopteri, Pomacentridae. The record is from RefSeq and is a predicted model, not a curated record.